Messenger RNA from Peniophora sp. CBMAI 1063, 1551 nucleotides. The record is from the annotation of a GenBank genome assembly. Lineage: Eukaryota; Fungi; Basidiomycota; Agaricomycetes; Russulales; Peniophoraceae.
AUGUCGACCCAUUCACUUCGCGAGCAAACGUCGAAGGAGAUCGACGUCGCUCCGUCGACUUCUGGUACCCAGGGCCGCCCGCUGUCCAGAGCGAGCUCUGGUAGACGCAGUCGACUCAACCAAGAGCCGGUGAAAGCUCCUUGGGGUCUGCGAUGGCGGGCUUCGGUCUGGUUCAUCACGCUUGUUGUCGGCCUCGGCGUUUCGACCGAUCUCGUCGUGUACUCCAUCCUCAUUCCCGUCUUCCCGUUCAAGCUUGAGGAAGAGGGCUAUUCAGGUGUAUCGGCCCUUGUUGGUUACCUCUUGUUCGCCUACUCGGGAGGUCUUGUCAUCUCUACGCCACCUAUCGCUUGGGCGUCAGAGCGAUACAAGUCCAGGCAGAUACCUCUCAUUGCAGGACUGCUGGCAUUGGCCGGAAGUCAGAUCAUGUUGAUGGAGGCUCCGAGCUACUGGGUUAUGGCACUAGCGCGUGCCUUGCAGGGUAUCAGUUCGUCGGUCGUCUGGAUCGUGGCUUUGGCUCUGCUUUGUGAUACUGCGCCUGAGAAAUAUGUUGGACGCCAACUCGGAAUGGCAAUGACCGGCAUGACCCUAGGGAUGCUCAUUGGACCACCCGUCGGCGGAGCGCUUUUCAACCGCUUUGGAUUCAGAGGACCGUGCAUCUUCGGUGUUAUCAUCACGAUGAUUGACCUGGUUGGCCGUCUGCUCAUCAUCGAACGGAAGGAUGCCAUCCGCUACGGCUUCGACCCUGCUCUUGUGUUAGAAGAGCAAGAUGCUGAGAAAUCCGAAAACGACGCACCUGCUAUCGAUGACGCCCAAGGUUCCGUCAACGAUACUCGGGAGAGGGUGUCAUCUUCGCCUUUGGCUGUCAUCGUGAAGCUGGCAAAGUCACCUCGUGCGUUGACGGCGUUAUUCUGUACCUUCAUCUGGGGUGCGGUCUAUGCGGGACAAGAGCCUGCGGUCACUCUUCACCUUCAGGACACCUGGGGCCUGAACUCCUCCGAGGUCGGGCUGGUCUUCAUCGCUGCCGUCGUACCCUCGAUCUUCUCGUCGCCCGUGGCCGGAUGGUGGGGUGAUCGUAGUGGAGCUGAAUGGCCUAUGCUAUUCUGUCUCUUCGCGUCAUUGCCUUGGUGGGGUCUGGCAAUCAUUCAGACCAGCUUGCCUUUCUUCAUCGCGUGCUUUGCGCUGGAAAACUUCUUCACGGCUGCUAUCGUUGCUCCUCUGAUGAGUGAACUCGCUGCAGUAGCGCGUGGGAUACCGGGUCUGGGAUAUGCCCAUGUCUACGGAGCCUUCAACCUGAUCUUCGGUGUAGGAUCAGCCGUCGGCCCUCUCAUCACUGGACAGAUGUACAAACACCUUAAACAAGGGUGGCUAGCGCUGAGCGCCUUCUCUGUGGCGAUGCUUGCGAUCUCCGUCGUGCUAUCGUUCCUCUACAUCGGCGAGCGUCCGAUAUACGAUAGAAUGAUGGAGAAGAUCAGGGGAGAAGGGACUAUCACUCUAACGCCGGAGGUGGCACAGGGCGCGCAGGAGAACACCACCACGGGGGAACACGCCUAG